GGCGCGGGGCCGGGCGGGGUGGGGGGGGGAGGCGGCGUGCGGCGGGCACCGGGCACCGCCACCGCCCCGCAAAGCACCGCACAGCACCGCCAUGCCCGGCUCCAUCUAUCAACCCGACGGAGGAGAGGCUGGUCGAGCCCCCCCUCGUUGUUUAGCUUUAUUAAAUCCUCCUCCAAGCCCACCGUCGAUUUUAAACACCGGGCAGGAACCGGAGAACGAAAAAGAGAGGAGGGAGGGGUCGUCUCAAACGCAAGAAGAAGCUUUGAGAUUCGCCUUGGAUCAAUUAUCGUUGUUGGGUUUGGAGGAAACGACCGAACCGGGNGGGGGGGGGGGGGGGGGGGGGGGGGGGGGGGGGGGGGGGGGGGAAGCGGAACCGGAGCCCCCCGGGAACAACCCGACUCUUCCCGGUACCUCUUCUUCACCACCACCACCGCCACCAUCAUCAUCAUCUUCAUCAUCAUCAUCAUCAUCUUCAUCAUCAUCAUCAUCAUCCGUUUUUGGCAACUUCGCACCGCACCACCACCACCACCACCACCACCACCACCACCUCCCCCCUCUUUUAACCGACCAGAUGAACAUCCUCGGGAAUAGGAAAAAAAGCGUCAAUAUGACCGAAUGCGUUCCCGUUCCCAGCUCCGAACACGUCGCUGAAAUCGUGGGCCGUCAAGGUUGCAAAAUCAAAGCCCUGCGUGCCAAGACAAACACAUACAUCAAGACACCGGUGAGGGGCGAGGAACCCAUCUUCAUCGUCACCGGGAGGAAGGAGGAUGUGGAAAUGGCCAAGAGGGAGAUCCUCUCAGCUGCUGAGCACUUCUCCAUGAUCCGAGCGACACGCAACAAAGUGAAUGGGCUGACGGGUGCCCUGCAGGGUCCCCCCAACCUGCCGGGCCAGACCACCAUCCAGGUGAGAGUCCCAUACCGCGUGGUGGGGCUGGUGGUGGGCCCCAAGGGAGCCACCAUCAAACGCAUCCAGCAGCAGACACACACCUACAUCGUGACACCCAGUCGUGACAAGGAGCCCGUCUUUGAGGUGACGGGAAUGCCCGAGAACGUGGACCGGGCCCGCGAGGAGAUCGAGGCCCACAUCACCAUGCGGACAGGCUCCUUCGUCGACGUCAACGCCGAAAACGACUUCCACACCAACGGCACCGACGUCUGCUUGGACCUGCAGGGUGGUUCUGCCGGUCUGUGGGCCAAAGCUCCACAUCCAGCCCGCCGGCCCGCAGCCGCGCUGCGCAACGACAGCCUCAGCUCCCUGGGCAGCGCUUCCACCGAGUCCUUCUACAGCGGGCGGGUGGCAGAUAACAGCCCCACCAGCCCCUACAGCACCGGCGGUGGAUUCACCUUCAGCGAUGCGCCGGCCCCGCUGGGCUCGGAGGAAUGUGACUUCGGUUUCGACUUCUUGGCCUUGGACCUGACGACGCCGAGUGCCGCCGCCGCCAUCUGGUCGCCCUUUGAGCGUGCUGCCAACCCCCUGCAAGCCUUCGGCGGCUCGCAGAGACGCAACAGCGGCACGGCCACACCGCGCCAUUCACCCACUUUGCCCGAGAGCACCGGAGGGGCCUUGGAGCAUCCCUUGGCACGCCGCAUCCAGAGCAACCCCGUCAGCACCUUGUCCUGGCUGCCCACCCAGGGCUCGCUCUCUUCCUUCUCCACCAGCACGGGUUACUCCUCCUCCUCAUCGCUGCCCGGCAGCGUCUCGGCCGCCUCGGGCUCACCCACCGACUCCAGCAGCUCCGACGGGCAUCGCAAGAGCUCUCGUGAGUGCAUGGUGUGCUUUGAGAGCGAGGUGAUCGCCGCCCUGGUGCCCUGCGGCCACAACCUCUUCUGCAUGGAGUGUGCCAUGCGCAUCUGUGGCAAGGCCGAGCCCGAGUGCCCCGCGUGCCACACACCGGCCACCCAAGCCAUCCACAUCUUCUCCUAGCCGGGGCCAGCUUGACGCGGCGAGCAGCCCCACUCCCCUCCCCUCCAACACAACUUUUUAAGGACUUGAAGCGGUUGAGGUCAACGCAGCCGUUGGGGUCAACACAGCCGUUGAGGUCAACGCAACCAUUGGCAUCAAGGCAACCGUUGGGGUCAACGUAGCCGUUGGGGUCAACGUAGCUGUUGAGGUCAACGCAACCAUUGGCAUCAAGGCAACCGUUGGGGUCAACGUAGCCAUUGAGGUCAACACAACCAUUGGCAUCAAGGCAGCCGUUGGGGUCAACGCAGCCAUUGGGAUCAACGCAACCGUUGAGGUCAACGCAGCCAUUGGGGUCAAUGCAACCAUUGGCAUCAAGGCAACCGUUGGGGUCAACGCAACCGUUGGCAUCAACGCAACUGUCGGCGUCAACCCUUUUUAUUUAAAGGAUCGGACUGGGGGUGUAGGGGUGGGGAUGGAGAUGCUAUUUUUCUCCCGCUGGAUGGAAGCCGGAGGGCAGGAUUGCGGGGAGGGAGGGGGCAGAGCAAAGGGGUUGGGAGGGCUGGGGAGGAAGGGGCAGACGAAGACGACGAGGAAGAGACACAGAACCGCAGAGAGGAGCAGAACCCAAUGUUUACAGAAUAGCUUUAACUCUUAGCCCGGCUGUGGCGGCUGGGAAGAGGAAGCCCAGCUGUUCUUCAACAGUCCUUUCCAAAUAACAGUAUUCAGUUUGCAAAGUUAAAUAAACAGAAAGAAAAGG
Phasianus colchicus (ring-necked pheasant) is the source of this 2660-nucleotide messenger RNA. Lineage: Eukaryota; Metazoa; Chordata; Aves; Galliformes; Phasianidae. The record is from RefSeq and is a predicted model, not a curated record.